Molecule: messenger RNA, 930 nt
Organism: Dothidotthia symphoricarpi CBS 119687
Lineage: Eukaryota; Fungi; Ascomycota; Dothideomycetes; Pleosporales; Dothidotthiaceae
Product: uracil phosphoribosyltransferas-like protein
Exons: 2
Coding region: 145-849 (234 amino acids)
Source: RefSeq, a predicted model, not a curated record
CACGUUAUCGCCCGUCGGCGGGCAACUGUGGAGCUCUAUCAAGACCACCUGCCUCAUUGUACGACCAGCUCCACCACAGAGGGCAUUCCGACUUGAAUAACUACUCGCCGCACCUCCAGCUUUCUGUCCACAUUAUCCAUCAUCAUGUCCAACACCAGUCUGCCCAAGAACGCGCACGUUUCCACACAUCCCUGUGUCCAGGCGAAGCUCUCCCAGCUGCGGUCUGUGAAGACGGGGUCCAGAGAUGCACAGACACUAGUACACGAGCUUGCGCUCAUGGUUGGGUAUGAGGCUCUUGGAGCAGGAUUGAAAGCAAAGGACGACGGCACAGACGAAUCCCCCCUCGGCUACUCCUACACCACAACCACCACCUCACCAUCCCCCUCCUCCAUAUCCCUCGUCCCCAUCCUCCGCAGCGGUCUCUCCAUGGUCCCCGCCCUCUCCUCGCUACUCCCCACCCCCGUCCCAGUCCACCACCUCGGUCUAUACCGCGAGAAGACCACCCUCCAGCCCGUAGAAUACUACAACAACCUGCCCUACCACGGUCCCACGGCCGCAAACCCCAACGCCGCCGGCCCCGCCGAGCUAGCCAUCAUCGUCGACCCUAUCAUCGCCACGGGCGCAACGGCCUGUGCGGCUAUCGACACACUGAAGGACUGGGGCGUUAAGAGGAUCAUCGUGUGCAGUAUCUUGGCGACGGUGGAUGGGUUGAAGGCUGCGUGUGGGGAGUGGGAGGAGGGCGUUGAGGUCUGGGUUGGUGGGUGUGAUGCUGAGGUCAACGAGAAGGGUAUGAUCAAGCCUGGGCUGGGGGAUAUUGGCGACCGCUUGUUUUUGACGCUGGGGAAAUAGAUGGCAUGGUAUGGCAUGGCGUGUUCACAUCUCAGUUGAAAAAUUACUACCAAUAUGCAUGUUCAAAAAAACUACAAUAAC